Molecule: messenger RNA, 546 nt
Organism: Vicia faba (fava bean)
Lineage: Eukaryota; Viridiplantae; Streptophyta; Magnoliopsida; Fabales; Fabaceae
Source: the annotation of a GenBank genome assembly
AUGAAAAAGCGGCCGCUUCAGCCGCGUUCUCGGAUAGUGGGUAGCGGGAAGUUCCCGGGCGGAGCGGCUCCGGUUGAUCGACUUUCUGGGUGGAAAGUAUGUGAUAAUACUACAUUUGCUGAAGCAUUUCAACAUCAGUUUGUGAUGGUUCAGCAAGUACGUCAUAUCUAUAACCAAACCAUAUUGAUAAGUUGUGAGACUACUGAGAGCAUAAUUAGAAUGGAGUUUGAGUCAUAUGGUGUUCAAUCAAAUGGGAAUAUCUGGCGAAACCAAUGUGAUAUGGAUGCAAAUGUGAUCACCAUCGAGAAUUCCAUAUCAGAUGAGAAGUUAUUAUCUGUCUUCUGUGAGGAAGUUAUAUAUAGAGUUGGCAUUGGUCCUGGUGUUUAUUCUAUUCACUCACCAAGAAUACCACCCACAGAAGAAAUAUGCCUCUCCAAUUUCUUAUCUCGGGAAAGGGCUGAUAUCCGAAGUCGCGUGAAGGGCCGGUUUGUCAAAGAUGUCAAGGUGUAUGAUUAUGAUCCUUUGAGCCAAACCAGAAGAUAUUGA